Nomascus leucogenys (northern white-cheeked gibbon) is the source of this 710-nucleotide messenger RNA. RefSeq names its product sperm microtubule inner protein 5 (gene SPMIP5). NCBI's taxonomy places the organism in Eukaryota, Metazoa, Chordata, Mammalia, Primates, Hylobatidae. The record is from RefSeq and is a predicted model, not a curated record.
AAAUCAUGGAGCCUUCCAAGACCUUCAUGAGAAACCUGCCAAUCACACCAGGCUACAGCGGCUUCGUGCCAUUCCUCAGCUGCCAAGGAACGUCCAGGGAGGAUGACAUGAACCACUGUGUGAAAACCUUCCGGGAGAAAACACAGCGCUAUAAAGACCAGCUGCGGGAAUUUUGCUGCGCAGUGGCCACUGCCCCGAAACUGAAGCCUGUCAACUCCGAGGAGACGGUCCUGCGGGCCCUGCACCAGUACAAUCGGCAGCACCACCCCCUGAUCCUGGAAUGCAAAUAUGUAAAGAAACCUCUCCAGGAGCCCCCGAUCCCUGGCUGGGCAGGCUACCUGCCAAGAGCCAAGGUCACUGAAUUUGGCUGUGGCACGAGAUACACUGUCAUGGCCAAAAACUGCUACAAGGACUUCCUGGAGAUCACGGAGAGGGCCAAGAAAACACAUCUGAAACCAUAUGAAGAAAUAUACGGAGUUAGCUCCACAAAAACUUCUGCUCCUUCUCCAAAAGUUUUGCAGCAUGAAGAGCUGCUGCCAAAAUAUCCCGAUUUUUCUAUUCCAGAUGGAAGCUGCCCUGCCCUUGGAAGGCCCCUGAGAGAGGACCCCAAAACUCCAUUGACAUGUGGCUGUGCUCAGAAGCCAGGUAUACCAUGCAGUGGGAAGAUUUAUCUAGAGCCACUGUCCUCCGCAAAGUAUGCAGAAGGCUAG